AUGAUUCACCCUUUCUUAUCUCUCUCUCUCUCUCUCUCUCUCUCUCUGUAUCUAUGUCCCCCCCACCCCGUAAAUGAUACUUUCUUAUCUCUCUCUCUCUCUCUCUCUCUCUCUCUGUAUCUGUUUCUGGCGCACAACAUGGCCUGGUUCGAUUACCAUAUGUCCCCCCACCCCGUAAAUGAUACUUUCUCUCUCUCUCUCUCUCUCUCUCUCUCUGUAUCUGUUUCUGGCGCACAACAUGGCCUGGUUCGAUUACCAUAUGUCCCCCACCCCGUAAAUGAUACUUUCUUCUCUCUCUCUCUCUCUCUCUCUCUGUAUCUGUUUCUGGCACAACAUGGCCUGCUCUCUCUCUCUCUCUCUCUCUCUCUCUGUAUCUGUUUCUGGCGCACAACAUGGCCUGGUUCGAUUACCAUGUUACAAAUUACCAUGUUACAUUACCAUGUUACAAAUUAG
Acanthosepion pharaonis is the source of this 453-nucleotide messenger RNA. NCBI's taxonomy places the organism in Eukaryota, Metazoa, Mollusca, Cephalopoda, Sepiida, Sepiidae. The record is from the annotation of a GenBank genome assembly.